Messenger RNA from Stylophora pistillata, 1850 nucleotides. Its product is annotated as ATP-binding cassette sub-family C member 4-like. The record is from RefSeq and is a predicted model, not a curated record. Gene Ontology annotation, cellular component: membrane. Gene Ontology annotation, biological process: transmembrane transport. Gene Ontology annotation, molecular function: ABC-type transporter activity; ATP binding; ATP hydrolysis activity. Lineage: Eukaryota; Metazoa; Cnidaria; Anthozoa; Scleractinia; Pocilloporidae.
GAAGAUCGGGUGAUCGGAAAAGUUACAACCAAGCUAUACUGGGCCUACUUCUGAAGUGGAGUACAUCCUUUGGUGAUUAUCAUAAUGAUCUGUUUCUGCCUCAUCGCCCAAGUAACGCUGGUGGCUCCUGAUGUGUGGUUACUUUUCCUUACAAAGCUGAACCCAGAGGAUCAGAGAGAAAAGACAAAUGUAGCUAUCUAUGGAAUGCUUGUUGGUGCCUGCUUUGUUUUCGCCAUCGUUCGGGCAUACGGAUUCCUUUUGGUGUCUCUAAGAUGUGCUAAGCGUCUUCACGACAAAAUGGUUGUGGCUAUUUUACAAGCUCCAGUUCUGUUCUUUGAUUCUAAUCCCGCCGGAGUGAUCCUUAAUCGCUUUUCCAAUGAUUUAGGUUGUGUGGACGAGAUGUUGCCAAAAACAUUUUUGUUUGCAAUUGAAAUGCUUUUACUUAUGCUUGCUGCAGUACUGAUACCAGUUGCUACAAAUCCUUGGCUUCUCUUUGUUUUUGUUCCACUGAUCGGGUUGGUCGUGUACAUUAUCAGGUACUACUUGAAGACUUCCAGGGAACUGAAACGGUUGGAGUCAAUAUCUCGCAGCCCAGUCUUCUCCCACUUUUCAGAGACUCUGAUAGGACUGGACACUAUUCGUGGCAGGGGAAGACAGAGUGAUUUCGUGGAUGUAUUCUUCAGAUAUCAAGAUGUCCAUAAUCAGUCGUACAUUAUGAUCAAUGCCAGUGGCAGGUGGCUUGGGGUACGUCUGGAUAUUGUUGCUGCCCUGUUAAUUGGCGCAGUGGCCCUAGCGGCCGUUUUGGUGGCUCAAGAUGCCGCUGUUGCUGGACUGUCACUUGUUUACAUCAUUCAAUCCUUGACCAUAGUCCAAUAUACUGUCAGAAAAGUUUCAGAUGUGGAGAAUUACAUGACGUCAGUUGAACGAGUUAACACCUACACCAAGCUCAACUCUGAGCCUGGAUACAAAGUCGAACGACUUCCCCCCGCACAAUGGCCAAAUAACGGAGAUAUCACAUUCACAGAUGUGUCACUGACUUAUUACCCUGGGGGACCUCGAGUGCUGAGGGAAAUAAAUCUUGGAAUCAAGGGGGGAGCGAAAAUCGGUGUUGCUGGUCGCACGGGAGCAGGGAAGUCAUCCUUUGUGGCAGCACUCAUGCGCAUGCCUGAUGCUGAUGGUGAAAUUAAGAUUGACGAUAUUCCAGUAAAAGAGAUAAACAUCAAAGCAGCCCGGCGAUGCAUCUCCGUGCUUGGCCAAAAUCCUGUUCUUUUUAGUGGAUCACUGAGAAGAAAUCUAGAUGUGUUGGGUCAAUAUGAAGAUGUUGACCUAUGGCGUGUUUUAGAAGACGUGCAGCUGAAAUAUUUGGUAGAAGGGCUGGAUGGACAGCUUGAGUACAAAUUGCUGGAACAUGGUGCUAAUGUCAGUGUAGGAGAGCGGCAGUUGAUUUGCUUGGCUCGUGUGUUGUUGCAUCGAAGCAGGAUCAUCAUAUUAGACGAACCUACUGCACAUGUGGAUCCAGAAACAGAGGAAACCAUUUGGAAAGUAGUGCGUGAUAAACUGAAGGAUUCUACAGUGAUCACUAUAGCUCACCGUUUGAACACUAUUAGAGACUGUGAAAUGAUUUUGGUUUUAAAAGAUGGAGAGGUCUACGGAUUUGACAAAUUGGACUCGUUGAUAAAUAAGAAAGGUAGCAACUUGGGCGAAUUGGCUCCAUUCUCAAGAAAUUAAACUAUCUGAGUCUCCGCACUUCGUAGAAGACGAAAAUCUACAUGUUUUAAUCAUUUUGGGUGAAUUCUCUAUUGCAGUUGAAAGGGUAAUAAAACAGAAGCAGUGAAUGACUUGAGGUAAAG